AUGAUUGAGAUAACAGCAAAAUUAAUUAGAGGACCUGUAUAUUUUUCUGGAGAAGUUAUAGAAUGUUUAGUGACAUUUAGUAAUCCACCAAAUCCAAUUCAUCAGAUUUCUCAAAGUCAUAGUGAUAUUUUUGAAAGCCUUGCAUGGGCUAGUGCGCAAGUGCAUUGUCAAUGUUCUGCAAAUAAUAAAAUUGUAUUCUCAGAAAAAUUAAAUACAACAGCUCGCUUAGCGGCUAUUAAUGCAAAUACAACAUUUGCACCAUGGCAACAGGAUAGUGGCCAUGUUGUAUUAAAUACGAAACCCAAAAUUUUGUUUUGUGAUUUAAGAUUGUCUCCUGGUGAAAGUAAAACAUAUAUUUAUAAAGAAACAAUUCCAAGUGAUGCACCUCCAUCUUAUAGAGGGCAUGCAGUAAAGUAUUCAUAUAAAAUCACAAUUGGGACACAACGAGUAAACAUGGCUAUAAAAUUGCUUAGAGUUCCAUUUAGAGUACUUUCUUUAAGUGAAUUACCAGAAGUAGCUGCUUGCAAUGAUAGUGUUGAUUUAAGUCCAAAUAAUCCAUUUAUGGAAACACAACACAGAGAAACUCCAUUAGAUGUUGCACUACAAACUCUUCAAAAUUUAACAACUAGACGUAGCCCAAACUUUUAUAAUAUUACUAAUGGACGUGGACGCGUUGUAAGGUUUUGCCUUUUUAAAAAUUCCUACAAACUUGGAGAGGAUAUAGUUGGAACAUUUGAUUUCUCAAAUGCUACUGUUUCGUGUGCGCAAGUAUCGGUUGCGUUACAAUCAGAAGAACAUGUUUCAGAGGAAUACAGACGAGGAAAGGUCUCAACACCCACUUUCGCCAGUUAUAAUAAACAUCACGAAAUGUGUAUGGGUUUAAAGUACUCUCAUUUAGUUUUACCUAUACCAUUACAUGUAACUCCAGAUUUUACUACUGAUUUAAUGAUGUUAAAAUGGAGAUUACAUUUUGAAUUUGUUACAACAUCCAAACUAGUAGAAAUGCCAAAUGAUAAUACCACCAACUGGCAGGGACCAUUAACAUUAGAUGUUGAAACAAUGAUUUGGGAUUUACCUGUUCAUAUUCAUCCGACAACUAUGCCACCUAAUACCACGCAACAAACAAAAUACAGUAUAGUGAUAUAGUAAAGUGAGAAAUAUUGUUAUGUUGAAAAUUCUCAGCAUUAUUAUU
Messenger RNA from Habropoda laboriosa, 1192 nucleotides. Its product is annotated as RAB6A-GEF complex partner protein 2. The coding region runs from base 1 to 1146 and encodes 381 amino acids. Gene Ontology annotation, biological process: retrograde transport, endosome to Golgi. The transcript has 6 exons. The record is from RefSeq and is a predicted model, not a curated record. NCBI's taxonomy places the organism in Eukaryota, Metazoa, Arthropoda, Insecta, Hymenoptera, Apidae. Gene Ontology annotation, cellular component: Golgi membrane; Ric1-Rgp1 guanyl-nucleotide exchange factor complex.